AUUUCGCCCAAUACACCACCUGGCCACACUGCUACCUCCCCGCAACAACAACAACAAAGCGUAACACAGGAAAAAAGAGCAAAAUAGAACCAGAGCCACCCAAUAUUUAUAUUAGAAUUUCACUUUCCGGCCGCGAAGUGCGCGCUUUUACUGCGAUUAUUUUGCUGCUGCUCCACGCACACACACGCACACGGUGAUUGCGCAAUUCCAGUGGAACGAGUGUGCUGGUGUGCGGUGUGUGUGUGUAAACAACAGCGGGACGGAGACGAAACAACGGGAAUUGAUUUGGAACGAGUGGAGCUUUUGAUGGGCAACUCGCAACCGCGGAACGCGAGCAGAAGCAGAAGGACACCGCAGUGGCCACAGGGAGCGGCGGAACCAGGCGCCACCACCGAUCACCGCGAGGAGGACGAGCAGCAGGCGCAGCAGCAACAGGAGCAGGAGCAGGCCAACCUGAGGAGAGCCCAGCUCCAGGCCCAGGCCCACCAGUCCCAGCCAGAUCCUCCAGGCGAGGAGGAGCCGCGCGCACCAUCGCAGCAGCAACAGCUCUCCACCUGGAGUCUCGGCAGCCUUAGCGGAGGACGACUCAACUGGAGCUUCUCCGGAGCCCGCAACUCAUUUCGUCAUCGCAACAAGGCGACGCGGAAGAGCUUGACGUCGCUUCACGGCUCUCGCCGAGGCAAGACCCAGUGGCACAGGCCUCUGACCAACUCCAUCUUCAACUCGCACUUCAAGGAGUCCAGCCGGAACGAUCUGUACCAAAUCGAGCACCUGGUGGCCAAGGGAGCAUUCGGCGUGGUCUUCAAGGUGUGCUCCAAGAGCAACAACAGCGAGUGCUACGCCCUGAAGGUGCUGAAGAAAUCAAAGCUCAUCCAGGACAACAGCGUGCGGCAGAUCAAGGACGAGGCCGACAUUCAGAAGGUUUGCGGCCACCAUCCGUUUAUCGUGAAGCAAAUUGACCUGUGGCAGAACCGCCACAACCUCCACAUUCUAUCGGAGUACGUACCUAACGGCGAGUUGUUCUCAAAAAUAACACACUUCUCCAUUGAUCUGGUUCGACUGUAUGUUGGCGAAAUAGCACUUGCUCUGGACUUUCUGCACAACGCCGGGAUUAUAUACCGCGAUGCCAAGCCGGAGAACAUCUUGCUAACGCAACAGUUUCACGUAAAGCUGACCGACUUCGGCCUUAGCAAGUGGCUCAAACUGGGGGCCAACACGCGCACCAUGUGUGGCACUUUCAAAUACAUGGCCCCCGAGAUUCUGUGCGGCGAACCCUACGGCCAUGCGGUGGACUGGUGGGCCUUGGGCGUCAUAGCCUGUCAGAUGCUGACACAGAAGUCGCCAAACAUUAAGCGUCACCUGCUGCGACGCCGCCGGGAAAGUGUGGGGCCGGAGGACGGCCUGUCCAACGCCCCCUCCAUCGCCCAGAUCAAUGGUUGUCUGCAGGACAGUGACGGGGACGGCGAGGACUUCCUGCCGGUGGAGCUGCAAGACCUCUCCCACGAGGGCAGGGAUGUGCUCCGCAAGCUGCUCACCAUCGAGCCACGUCAGCGAAUCCGCAGCGUGAUGGCGCUCCAGAGGAUUGCCCUGUACAAGGGCUAUAACCUGAGCUCCAAGCAGCUUCUGAGCCUCUCUCCGCGAGACAUCAUAGCAAGGGAUGGCAUCCGGAUCUACGAGGACAGACAGUUCGACCAGGAAACCAGCCAGUGUGCCAUCAAUGCCUUUCUGGACUUCUAGCGCCUGCUUCGAGAGAGUCAUCCACACAAGGUCGCGAUAUCCAGCCCUAUUUCGGUAUUAUUGAAAUUGUAUCUUUCCAUUAUACUCUCGACUCGAUUAGCUAAUGCCUUUUUUGAAAGUAUAGUUCAUGCUGUCUAUUUCCUAAGAGAGAACAAACAAUUCCAUAAUUGUUAAAGUAAUUGUAGCAUAAAUUUAUAUAUUUUGUUGUGUGAAUUUUACAACCUGAAAUCGUAAUAUAUCCAAGGGUAACAGUGAUAAAACUUAAAACAAAAAAAAGUAAAUACAAUUUAUAAACUUAUUUUUUUAUUUUGUGCCAACACUGUUGAUUUUGCAUUAUAUUUUCGAGCUCGAGAAGUAAUUUUACAGACUGGUUACCGUUGUGAUGUCCAGCAUGCCAAAAUUUUCAAUUGUAUGAGCCUUGGAAUAAUAAAGAAGAUUAAA
Drosophila biarmipes is the source of this 2178-nucleotide messenger RNA. It is a transcript of the gene S6KL, whose product is annotated as serine/threonine-protein kinase S6KL. Lineage: Eukaryota; Metazoa; Arthropoda; Insecta; Diptera; Drosophilidae. Gene Ontology annotation, biological process: protein phosphorylation. Bases 307 to 1737 code for a protein of 476 amino acids. The transcript has 9 exons. The record is from RefSeq and is a predicted model, not a curated record. Gene Ontology annotation, molecular function: ATP binding; protein serine/threonine kinase activity.